Oppiella nova is the source of this 624-nucleotide messenger RNA. The record is from the annotation of a GenBank genome assembly. Lineage: Eukaryota; Metazoa; Arthropoda; Arachnida; Sarcoptiformes; Oppiidae.
AAUCACCUUUAAACAAAUAAUAAAGUGCAGGUAUUAUAAUUUUAUUAGUUUGAAAUUACAUUAAGAGCAAAAAUGUUUAAAAUAUUUAGCCAGUGCUAUAUAUCUAUUUUAAUUCUCAUUGUAUUAAUCAAAAUGAACCUGGUUGUAUCUCGUGUUUCAUUAUACGGAUGUGAUGACAAACAUAAGGAAACGGUAGCCGAGGACAUGGUGUUGACAGACGUGUAUCGUCCCGACCCCUCAGACCCCACUAAAUAUAAGUCAGUUUGCGAGGGAAAUAAGUGCGAUAUAUUGAAAGAUAGCAUGCUCAUUUUGGACAUUCAAUUCACGUCAAGCGGGGAUAGUGACCAUGCUGAUUUGACAUUCACUGUGGAACAGGUGAUUGAAAAGAAGUCGAUAAACCAGACAAUACCCGAUCUCAACCCAAAUAUACUCGAUAAACACAACCUAAAUGGCUAUAUCCUACAACCUGGUACUUUGAAGAAUGGUUCAAACUACUCGCUUAGAUAUAAAAUACCCUUGAUACCCGUGCUUGUUAAAUCAGCAAAAAUGAAUAUGACCAUGAACAUUCGUGGCAACAAAGACGACCUAGCUUGUGGUGUAAUGCACGGCUCAUUCGUGGAUUAA